AUGAAAUUGGACCAGUUGAUUGUUUCAGUUUUGAGGCAGAUUGCUGGACACUUUAUCCACCCUUCAUAUCUUUCCGAUGAUUACGGAGCGUUUCGCAUCGCAAUUAGGAGAAGAAUAACGGAAACUCUGAAUGCUGCUACAAACCAGAAAAUCGGAAAUAGUUUAACCGUUGAUGCUCCUGUAAAAAAGAAUUAUUUCUUAUCUAGCCGAUAUAGCGUCGAUUUCAAAGAAAUCAGAAAGAUUGGAAGUGGAGGCUUCGGAGAAGUACAUUCUAAUAUUGAUGACUGCGAUUACGCCGUUAAAAAAAUUCAGUUUAACUUAACGAUGUCUGAGCCGGUGACAAAGAUCGUCAAUGAAGUUCGUUUGCUAGCAGUUGUUCAGCACAAAAAUAUCGUGCGAUAUUAUGGUGCUUGGUUAGAGCUGCAAGACUUGCAGACACCAUCAUCCGGGGAGAAUGAUGAAUAUUGCAGUGACGAAGAGGGAAUCGCUUGGAAGAAUUCACCUGAGGAGAGAAGAAAAGGUAUUUCAUCUUCAACUAAUGCUUGCUCGAAGUUUACUCAAAUGGAUGAAAAGGAUGAUUCGGGAGAACAGUCUGGCACAGUUCAUGAAAAACAAGGUCGUUUUUGGACGCAGGAACCUUCAACCACUUCUAGUUCAACGAUUUCGGGAGGGUACAAGAUGCGUCGAAGUAUUUCUACCAAUCACUGCUUGAUGGUUGCAAGAGGGAGUGCGAGAAGUGAUCCAGUAAAUUUAAUACUGCCUCAUUCAGGUACUGCAGUCAUGUUCGUGCAGAUGGAACUUUGCUCGCAUACUCUUAGCGAUUAUUUUGCUGAGCGAAAUGCCGAAAUCAGGCCAAAAAUAGAUCGACAGCUGAAUAGAAGCAUUAUGGAGCAACUAAUGUCUGCAAUGACUCACUUACAUUCCAAAAAAAUUAUUCACCGAGAUAUCAAACCGAGCAAUAUUUUCCUUCGUAAUGAGAGUUGUUCUCCAGUUCCAUCCGUACUUUUGGGCGAUUUUGGAUUAGCAUGUCUUCAUCAAACAAACAUUAUUUAUAAGACUACAGUUGCUGGAAAUGAGACAACCACACAUAGCGUGGGUGUUGGUACCUCUAUUUACGCAGCACCUGAGCAGCAGAAUUCUACUAUUUACGAUAAUGCAGUAGAUGUCUACAGUGCUGGGAUUGUGUUUUUUGAACUAUAUGUUCCAUUUGGUACACAAAUGGAACGACUAGAAGCUAUUGCGAAGUUGAAGGAAGGAAAAUUAAGCGAUGAAUUCAAAACUUCUUUUCCCGACGAAGCGAAGUUGAUUAAGGAAAUGUGUAAGGAGAAUCCACAGGAACGAAUUCAUGCUUUUGACGUUGUUGCUAAGCUUGGUAAAAUUGGAGAAAAUGUAGAAUCUCUCAAGCAUCGUAUCCAAGAGCUUGAAAAAGAAAUUGUACGACUUAGGAACCUUUUACUGGACAAUAAUAUUACAGGAAUUUGA
Molecule: messenger RNA, 1482 nt
Organism: Loa loa (African eye worm)
Lineage: Eukaryota; Metazoa; Nematoda; Chromadorea; Rhabditida; Onchocercidae
Product: PEK/HRI protein kinase
Exons: 11
Coding region: 1-1482 (493 amino acids)
Biological process (GO): protein phosphorylation
Molecular function (GO): ATP binding; protein kinase activity
Source: RefSeq, a predicted model, not a curated record